Ipomoea nil (Japanese morning glory) is the source of this 786-nucleotide messenger RNA. RefSeq lists its product as uncharacterized. Bases 1 to 786 code for a protein of 261 amino acids. The record is from RefSeq and is a predicted model, not a curated record. The transcript has a single exon. Lineage: Eukaryota; Viridiplantae; Streptophyta; Magnoliopsida; Solanales; Convolvulaceae.
AUGGGCAAUGACUCUAAAUUGGUCAGCACUUUGUUACACCAGCUCGCUACAGUGUUUAAGAUUCGAGAUCUUGGCGCACCAGGUUUCUUCUUGGGUAUUGAAAUGGUCACAACAGGGAAUACUGUCAUACUCUCACAGCGGCGUUAUAUGUCAGAUAUCCUAGGGCGGUCCGGCAUGAUUGAUUCUAAACCACUUACCACACCUGCAGCUGUGACGAAGUUGGUAACUCCGUCCGAUGAGUUAUUUGAUAAUCCCACGCAAUAUCGCCGUAUUGUCGGCGCGUUACAGUACUUGACUAUCACGCGGCCUAAUCUUGCUUUCGCUGUCAAUCGUCUCUACCAGCAUAUGCAUUCGCCCACAACGGAACAUUGGGGUUUAGUAAAGCGGGUACUACGCUACAUUAAGGGGACAAUUGAUUACGGGUUGCGUCUCACUCCGUCAUCCUCAUCUGACAUCCACGCUUUCUCGGAUUCUGAUUGGGCUGGCUGUCCGAUAGAUCGAAAGAGUACUAGUGGGUUUGCUGUUUAUCUGGGUACUAAUCUUAUAUCUUGGCAGUCGAAGAAGCAACGUACUGUGGCUCGGUCUUCCACAGAAGCAGAGUAUAAAGCCCUCGCUGAUGUAUCGGCCGAGGUGACAUGGGUAGUCUCUUUAUUACGGGAGCUUGGACUACACUCUGGGGGUCCAACAACAUUGUGGUGUGAUAAUCUAGGAUCUACCUAUUUGUGUGCUAAUCCCGUGUUCCACGCUAGUACAAAGCAUGUGGAAAUUGAUUAUCAUUUUGUAUGA